Paramecium octaurelia is the source of this 1752-nucleotide messenger RNA. NCBI's taxonomy places the organism in Eukaryota, Ciliophora, Oligohymenophorea, Peniculida, Parameciidae. The record is from the annotation of a GenBank genome assembly.
AUGAUAGAAUUAGAGCUAUAAUGUGCAAAUAAACACUAGAAGCCUAUUCUUAGUGUAAUUUUUGAUAACAAAUACAUAAAUAAUCAAAAACUCUUAUGUCAUGAAUGUAUGGAAACUUUUACUGAAGAUACUCGUAUUAUUGGGUUUAAAGUAGUUAACCAGAUGAUUGCAGAAAGUCAGAAGCAAAAAAGAGAUUUUUUUGAAGUCCUGAUAGAUAACAAUUAAGGGAUAUUAAAAUCUAUUCAACUUAGAUUAGUAGAGUUGAAAUCAUCAAUAAUUUAAGAAUUAGAUUUACUAGAUCAAAUCACAAAUUCUUGGAUCUAAAGUUUAAAUAAUAUUAAAUCAGAUAGAGCUGCUUUUAGUUUCUUUGAAGAAUUAGAUAAGAUAAUAGGUUAUGGAAAGGAAAAAGUAAGUGAGAUGAAUAAAUAAACGAUAUUUAAUGAAAUUAAAGAAACAAAUAGUUUAUGGAAUGUAAAAUUUAUAAAUAAACUAAAUAAAUUUAAUAUGUUUGAAGACUGUUUGAAAUGUUAAGCAAUUUUAUAAGAUCUAACCCUACAAGAAUAAGGAAAGCUUCAUACUAAUCAAGCAUAAUUUUCUGAUAUAGUAGAUACCUAAUACAAAGCUAUUAAAUGUAUCUUCAACCAAUACAUAUUAUAGCCUCAAAAUUAAUAAGAAUAUGUUAACUAUUUUAGAAACAAUGUAAUAAAAUAAAAUUCUUUUGAAGUUUCAAAUAAUGAAUUCUAAAAUAUUUUUUCACUUUUUAAAAAGGAAUUCUUGGAAAAUGAUCAAUUCAUAUUCAUAAAUAACAACAAGGAAAGAUUUGAAAUCUUUCACCAAGAAUUUUCAUAGAAAUUAAAGAAAUCUAAAGAUUAGUUAUUAGAUAUGAGACAAUUUUAUUCUUAGGUAAUUCUCUACGAUGUUGUAGCAAAGGCUGAUAUCUAAAACUAUUUAGAUAAUCAAUUUAUAAAUGAUAUUAUAUACCUUAAGGAGAGAAAAAGUGAGAGUUUUAAAUCUAUACUUGAUUGCUUUCAAAUUGAAUAUGAUAUGUAGUUAGCAAAUAACGCUUUUUCUAACUUCUUUACAAAUAGUCGGGAAUUUAAAAAUUCAUUCAAAUUUAAGAAUAAUAAUAAUUUAGAAAUUGAUUUGUCUAAUACAUAAAUUAGCUAAAAUUUUAAGUGCACAUAUAAAGGUUUGAAAGUGAUUUAAAUAAGUGAUCAAUCGUGGAAUAAUAACUUAAAAUUUAAAAAAGAACUUUAAUAACAAUAUAUUAUAAUCAAUACAUAAAUUGAAAUUUACCCUAGUUAAAAUUAGUAUUAAUAAUUAUUAAACUACAUAAAGUCUCCUUAAGGUGAUAUUCCAAAAAAUAUUCGUAGUAAUUUUCUAAAAUAAUUUAAUACAAUUAUGAUUGAGUAAAAUUGUUGGGAGAAACUUUAUAAAGAACUUUACGAUUUAAUAAAACAAGAAAUUGGCUCUUCAAAAUCUACAAUUAAUCAUAAAGGUUAUCAAAAUAAUAAAGUAGAUGAGAAUAUUUCAUCUUGCAAUCCUUCUAUAAUUAAAAGAAUAAUUUAGUAGGUUUAAAAUAACAUUUAAGUUAAAUAUAACAAUUAAUUUGCUUAAUUUGGUGUAAUUUUAACUGAUAUCGGAGAAAAGUGCAUCUUUUAUUAUUCUAUGUUAAUUACAUGGAGAUUUUUUUGUCGAAACGAAGGAAUCAAUAAUGAAAUAAUUAAAAUAUUAUGUCAAUUAUUAAACUGA